CCUCCCUCCCCUGGCAGGUGGGAACAGGGAGAGCCCCAGCAGCCUCGGCCCCGGGGGGCACAGCAGAAGGACCUCAGCCUGGCAGGAGGCCCUGUGAGACUACUGGGUACUGAUGGACGUUUCCGACAGCCCUGAGCGAAACCCCUGCUCUCCUGAUGAAGAGGACCAGCAGCUUUCCGAUGACGAAGUCCUGAAGGAGAGCGGUUCAGACCGGGAGCUUGAUGGAGAGGGUGGGCGAGGCAGCGUCCUGGGAGAGGAGGAGGAGGAUGUGGCCAGAGGACUGAGUCACGGUGAAGAGGAGAACCACUCGGACGAAGAGGACCGCUUAAGCGAAACCAAGUCUCAGGAGUCUGACACCAACGAGCAGAGCGGGGAGCUGAAGAGCCCUCCGCCUCGCAAAGGAGAGGAGGAAGACAGGACAAAUGACCUUGGUGAUGAAGCGUCCUCUGUCACCCGUGAACUAGAUGAGCAUGAGUUGGACUAUGAUGAGGAAGUUCCUGAGGAACCAAGUGCUGCUGCUGCAGAGGAGGAUGGUGAGAAAGCUGCUGGUGAGGAUGAUGAAGAGGAGGAGAAAGGAGAUGAUACCCAUGAAGAUGAGAAAAAAUCCAGCAGUAAAAGUGACGAUGAAAAGGAUGGCCAGGAUCCCCUCAAGGAGAAGAAGAAAGAAGAAGACGAUGGAGAAAUUGAUGAUGGAGAAAUUGAUGAUGAUGACUUGGAAGAAGGAGAAGUUAAAGACCCCAGCGACAGAAAAGUGAGGCCACGUCCCACCUGCCGAUUCUUCAUGAAAGGUCACUGUACUUGGGGCAUGAACUGUCGAUUUAUUCACCCUGGUGUGAAUGAUAAAGGAAACUACUCCUUGAUCUCCAAGCCUGAGCCCUUCUCCCCAAACGGUGCUCCUCCCAUUGGCCCUCACCCGCUGAUGCCAGCCAACCCUUGGGGAGGGCCCGUCGUUGAUGAAAUCUUACCUCCACCCCCUCCAGACCCUCCAACAGAAAGUGCCUGGGAGAGAGGCCUCCGGCACGCUAAAGAGGUAUUAAAAAAGGCAACUAUGAGAAAAGAACAGGAGCCUGACUUUGAGGAGAAGAGGUUCACUGUGACUAUUGGAGAAGACGAGCGUGAAUUUGACAAAGAAAACGAGUUUUUCCGCGACUGGAAUUACCGCAUCACCAGAGACGUCAGAGAUCCAGCGGAGGUGGACAUCAAAGAAAACAUUAACUAUGGGCUUGAUCCCUAUACAGAUCCCUAUUAUGACUAUGAAAUAGAACGGUUCUGGCGUGGUGGGCAGUAUGAGAAUUUCAGGGUUCAGUAUACAGACCCAGAUCCAUACCGUAACUACAGAGUAAGUAAGGAAAGAGAGCGAGAACGGGAAAGGGAAAGAGAGAACAGACAACGAGAAAGGGAGCGCGAGAGGGAGCGAGAGCGGGAGCGAGAGCGGCGCCAGCGGGAGCGAGAACGAGAAAGGGAACGGGAGCGCGACAAGGAGCGCCAGCGGCGGAAAGAAGAGUGGGAACGCGUGAAGAGAGAUGAAAAAGACAGGCAGCACAGGGACCGGGACAGGGACCGAGACCGGGACAGGGACAGGGAACGCGAAAAGGAGAAAGAAAAACCAAAGCCUCGGUCCCCGCUGCUACCGAGCCGCCAGCCUGAGCCACCAAAGAAGGAGAAGGAGGCAACCACAAUUACCACCACUCAGUCAAAGAGAGCAGAUGAAUGGAAGGACCCCUGGCGCCGAUCCAAGUCCCCCAAAAAGAAGCUCGGUGUCUCCGUCUCUCCCAGCCGUGCGCGCAGGCGCCGAAAAACCUCCGCUUCUUCAGCAUCUGCUUCUGGCUCUUCGAGGUCCUCUUCUCGUUCAUCCACCUAUUCUGGUUCAGGUUCCUCGCGAUCUCGUUCCAGAUCAUCUUCUUACAGCUCUUACUCUAGUCGCUCUUCAAGACACAGCUCUUUCUCAGGCAGCAGGUCCAGAUCACGGUCCUUCUCGUCUUCACCCUCUCCUUCUCCAACGCCGUCUCCACACAAGCCGCUUGCGAAGGCUAAAGGGGAGUUAUUACCACCUGCUGGUAAAGGUGAAAAAUCUGUGAAGAAACUAGCUGCCCUUCCAGUCCCUCAGCCACUCACUAAAAUUACAGCAGCUGCACCGGAGCCAGCCAAACCAGGGGAUAAUCGAGAGGCAAGAAGGAAGGAACGUCAGACAAGGACUCCACCCAGGAGGCGGACUAUCAGCGGCAGCAUCAGUGGCAGUGCCAGCAGCUACAGUGGUUCCAGUUCCCGAUCUAGGUCCUUGUCUCGGUCUCUCUCCAGAUCUCAUUCCAGAUCCUCGUCAGCCUCAGUCUCCCACUCCCCGUCGGGGUCCAGGAAAUCCAGGUCCCUGAGCGUGAGCAGCGUUUCUUCUGUCUCUAGUGCCUCCUCUAGCAGCAGCUCCGUACGCAGCGCCGACUCCGAAGACAUGUACGCAGAUUUGGCCAGUCCUGUCUCCUCAGCCAGCUCCCGAUCCCCAACCCCAGCACAGCAGAAGAAAGGUAGAGGAAAGUCAAAAAAAGAAGACAGUGCUAAAGAGGAGAAGCGGAAACGGGAUGUGCCUGCUCAGCUCCUGAAAUCAGCCAAGCCCACCCAGGGGAGCAAAUCGCAGCAGCUCCUGCAGACCCAGCAGCCCUCGGCCCCCCAGUCUCAGCAAGGGGGCUUCAGCGCUCACAAAGAGAUCAAACUGACGCUCUUGAAUAAGGCAGCUGACAAAGGAAGCAGGAAGAGAUACGAGCCAGCAGACAAAGACAGGCCGAGCUCUCCUCCAGCCAAACGGGCGAACCUGUCACCUGACAGAGGCUCUCGCGACAGGAAAGCGACUGGGAGACUCUCUUCACCCAAGCAAGAGCGACAGAGGGGCCAGAACCCGAAACCUUCUCCCGCGCAGACGGACAGGAAACGCCAGCUCUCACCUCAGUCCAAGAGCUCCAGCAAAGUGACGAGCGUUCCGGGCAAAGCAUCUGAGCCGGGCCCCACGGGUGCCAAGGCGGGCAAGUCCAGCACCCUGUCGCGCCGGGAGGAGCUCCUGAAGCAGCUCAAGGCGGUGGAAGAUGCCAUCGCCCGCAAACGGGCCAAAAUCCCGGGGAAAGUAUAGUGGGCCGUGCGCGGAGCACCGCUCUGCCCCGUAGUGACUGUUCAUGUUUUUAUAAAUAGUGUAAAAGCGGCCACUUUGGGAUUUUGCAGUUCUGUCUUAUUUUGGCUGCGAUUCUUUUUAAAAAAAGAAAAACCCAUUGCAAAAAAAAAAAAAAAAACACAACAAAAAAA
This is a messenger RNA of Athene cunicularia (burrowing owl), 3282 nucleotides long. It is a transcript of the gene ZC3H18, whose product is annotated as zinc finger CCCH-type containing 18. Lineage: Eukaryota; Metazoa; Chordata; Aves; Strigiformes; Strigidae. Bases 113 to 3112 code for a protein of 999 amino acids. The transcript is spliced from 19 exons. The record is from RefSeq and is a predicted model, not a curated record. Gene Ontology annotation, molecular function: metal ion binding.